This is a messenger RNA of Hypomesus transpacificus, 4480 nucleotides long. It is a transcript of the gene crppa, whose product is annotated as CDP-L-ribitol pyrophosphorylase A. Gene Ontology annotation, cellular component: cytosol. Gene Ontology annotation, molecular function: D-ribitol-5-phosphate cytidylyltransferase activity. The record is from RefSeq and is a predicted model, not a curated record. NCBI's taxonomy places the organism in Eukaryota, Metazoa, Chordata, Actinopteri, Osmeriformes, Osmeridae. Gene Ontology annotation, biological process: isoprenoid biosynthetic process; protein O-linked glycosylation via mannose. The transcript has 10 exons. The coding region runs from base 122 to 1414 and encodes 430 amino acids.
AUUCCUGCAGCAAAACAUUGGCUGAGUUGGGUUGAUAGAAUGGUGCAAAUUGACAUGUGUUAGACAGUAUUUUCAUUGUUGCAAACGAAUUACUAAAAGCUGACAAGCAGACGGAGGCAACAUGAGCAAGCCCUUAGAACCAAUAUUUUUCUCAACCUGCGAGGCUGGGUUGAGCAAAAAUAAUGCUGGCAACAGCUGCGUGGAUUUUUCGGUCGCUGUGGUUCUUCCAGCCGGGGGCUCUGGAGAGAGAACAGGACUGCAAACACCGAAACAGUUCUGCAAAUUUCUCAACAGACCCCUGUUAAGUUACACAGUUCAAGCUUUUGAGAGGGUACCAUGGAUAGAAAGCAUUGCCGUUGUGGUUGCCAAGGAGAACCUCGGUUUGAUGACGGACAUUAUACAGAAGUUUCACCACAGGAAAGUCAAAGUAGUGCAUGGUGGAUCUACUCGCCAUAGAUCUAUAUUUAAUGGAAUCCAAGCCCUCUGUGAGGGAAAAGAUGGGUCAGCUGUCAACAAACCAAAGGUGGUCAUUAUCCAUGAUGCAGUACGACCCUUUGUGGAGGAGGACUUCUUACUCAAGAUAGCAAUGGCUGCCAAAGAACAAGGGGCAGCUGGUGCCAUACGCCCUCUGGUCUCCACAGUGAUUGCUACCACCCCCGACGGCUACCUUGACCACUCCUUGCAGAGAGCCAAGUACAGAGCCAGCGAGAUGCCCCAGGGUUUUCUCUAUGAUGUUAUCUACCAGGCCUAUCAAAGGUGCAGCCAGUCUGACUUUGAGUUUGGUACAGAGUGCCUUGAUCUGGCUCUGCAAUACUGUGGCACUAAUGCCAAGCUCAUCGAGGGGCCUCCAACGCUAUGGAAGGUAACCUACAAACGAGAUUUAGCUGCUGCAGAAUCCAUUAUCAAAGGUAACCUAUCCCAGUCUGCCUGUGUUAUCACAGGUGAGUCAAUGCAAGCUAGAGACAUGGCCAAAACACUGCAGAAGAUAGUGGGAGCUUUGGAAAUGCAAGUUGAUGUUAUUCCAGACCUACUUGGAGACAAUGCCAGAUCCAUGGCAAAACAAUGGAACUUCAUCCAAAUUUCUGUAAACAAUUCUUUCCUAUUGGAAGUUGAAGAAAUUAUCCGAGCUUUGGAGGAGACGAACCAAUCACUACUAUAUCCAGUGGUCAUUAUUUGGGUGCAUUUAAACGUGUCAGAGGGCUUGUCCAACAGCAAGAACAUGGAAGAGCCAGAGGGCAUGAUGGAGUUUGGCAGAGGAGCCAAGCUUAGAAAUAUCUUAUUGUAUGGCAUCCAGCUUCAUCACUCAAAGGAGGUAGAUCACUGGGAGCAGUUAGUAGGAAGAAUGGCUGAGGUCAUAUGUGCUCUGAUCCAGGACAGAAACCCUGCCCUGACUGGACAGCUGCUAAAGGUGUAAGCAGCUACCAGGAACAUCCUCUCACUCAACCCCACCCUUGACGCACCUACACACACCAGGACCCAGGAACACCCUCUCACUCAACCCCACCCUGGACCCACCCUGGACCCACCCUGGACACACACACACACACACUCAACCCCACCCUGGACCCACACACACAAUGCAUUAAUCUCAUUGCUUAUGCUGCAAACAACCAAAAGAUGCAUUCAGAUUUUCUCGACCAAUUUCAUUUCUCACAAAAGGUUUUGGUUCCUGAUCCUCAUCAGACCUACGCAGAUCCCUGUGAUGGAUUACAGAAUCGAUGUUGGGGUGGAAGAAUAUGCUGUGCCAUAAUUCUGCUGACUGCUCACAGAUGUAUUGGCUCUCAUCAUUGCCUCACAUUAAUAAUUAAGUAAAAGAACAAUGACUCUUAAUACUUAGAUAACUUUUAUUCUCUUCAAUCUUUGAAGAUUUCACAAAAACACAGCCAAGUGCAUAUAUAAAAACAAAUAAGGACUCUAAAGCUGAUCUGGACUCUUGUCAAAGCUAUCAUAUUUUGAUUCCACCAUGACUUUGCUUUAAUCAAUAAGAUGAAUGCUGAUCCAUCCUCCAGUGUUUUAGCCAUGGAGCCGUUUUCUGUAUGGAAAGUCCAUGUCAUUUGACUACUCUCCACUGGUUCUGAUUAGGGGCUACCUUCAGGACUUCUGGGUUCUGAAGCACUGACUGCUAGCAUUAACCAUAGUCAUAUUCCAUGGUUCAUGUAGAUCCAUUUUGCGCUGCCAGAUAGUUUUGUGUGGAGACUUGUGCUACCUACACACACCAGGACCCAGGAACACCCUCUCACACAAUUCGAACACUCUCCUUCAGUUCUUAUUUUGGGUAUUAAAUAUACUCAUACCCAUGUUUACCGUAGAAAAGGGUUUACGUUUAUGGAGAACCACAGCUUUUGGAUUUUAUAAAGUAAAAUGUUCUUAGAUUAUGCUAUAGCGACAUCUAGUGGGUGACGAUGGAUAGUGUGCUCAACACGGUGCCCUUGAGUUUCCGAACAGCAUUAAAAAUCAUGCUAAACUCUAGUAUUUAUUUGUGAUUUAUUGUAAUAAUUAAUCAAGGUAUUUCCUCUCUUCUGAAAACUCAACAUAACAUUAAGGUAUUGCUCUAUACAAGGAGCUUAAAAGCACAUACUUCAGAUGUAAAACUAUCCUGUAUACAACACAUUUAUCAAAAUGCCAGAUAGAUGAAAGAGUUAAUUGAGCAAUAAUUGAGGUUUAGAUUAAAGUGCAAUUCAUGUAGGGUGAGAGUGUAAACUGUAUGCUAAAGGCGCUAAUGUAUUACCCACCACACCCGUGAAGUAACACCCCAAUGCAACUGAGCUUCUGCAAAUGAUAUGGAUGCAAGUAUUUACUAUAUUUUAAGAUUUUAUGAACACCCAGGUGAAGUGUUCCGUUAAGCAACGGGGCAGAAUAAGUCUGUCACUGAAAGUGCUCCUAUGCUCAGCCAAAAUGUUGUGUAGUGGAACCCAUGUGCAGUGGGUGUGAUGUGAUGUGCCAUUACUGACAUAGAACAUGUUCAGCAUGGGCCUGCACACGUCUAAAGACAUGAGCCUCCUCAGAAAGUAGAGGCGGCUCUGACCCUUCUUGUACACAUUCUGGGUGUUACCAGUCCAUUCCAGUCUGUUGUCCAGGUGCACUCCCAGAUACUUAGGACUGGAAAACCUCGGCGUCCACUCACUGUAUUGACUACAGUCUUCCCUCUUCCUCCUGAUCUCUCUUGUCCUCCUCACGUUGAGCUGUAGAUGGUUCUGGGAACACCACUCAACAAAGUCAUCCACCAGGCCUUUGUACUCCUCUUCAUGACCUUUCCUUACACAUCCAACAAUUGCGGAGUCGUCUACGAACUUCUACAGAUGGCAUGUCUCAGAGCUGUAUCUGAAGUCCGAUGUUUAGAGAGUAGACUUUAUAAAUGGGAGUCAGCAGGAAAGACCCUUUAAACCUCUGAUCAGUGGGUUAGUUCUAUCUGGCGGGGGUCAGUUCAAUCUGAUAUUUGAACAGUCAAGUCCUGGCGCAGUGUACUUUGCCUGGAGCUGACCUUUUCCUAUGAUGCAUGUAAAACUCAUAUUUAAUACCGAGCUACGCUAAAGCCAAAGUUAAAAGAGCUUCAUCAGUGGAAAUGUCCCAAACCAGCCUGCCUUAACACUGCCAAGUGCUUAGGGUGGGCUUGGUGUUGGAUGAAGUGGUCCAAAUUGGGCUCAGCGAUUAUCUACAAUUACCAGUACGGGCAGAUCCUAUCAUUCAUCAUGGCUGAUUAUUUGUGUUUUUAGUGUAGUGAGAGCUGUGGAAGGGGCCUGUCAUGCUGUAGGUGGAGGAUGGAGAGAAUGAGUCGUGUGUUUGUGUGUAGAUAAUUGAGGUUACAGUGAUGUACCUUACAAAUGUGGAUGUCCUCUUUGUAUAAACCAAACAGCUAAGAAACCAAACAGUGUGAUGGAGGAUAAUCAGGAGCUGUUUGAGAGUCUAGACGUUUUUAAGAUGGAUUGUGAGUGCGGUCCUGGUGCUAGCCCCCUGCACUUGUAUGUCUGUGUGGUGUUGCUUGUUCUUUUGUCCUCAUAGUUGUCCUCCCUUUUUUUCCAAUUUUCAGAUUUGCUGACGUGUGUAUCCUUCCUCUGCUGGUCCAUUGUUGCAGGUGUCCUGUUACAUUAAUGCCCCUCUGGUAUCUCCUUAGUAUCGUUCAGUCACAAUGAUCUGAUUUACAUAGGUUAUAUUAGCUGAUUUGUCCUGCCUUAAGGAAAGAUGGUGUUUUGCUGAAGGUUUGUUUGGAAGUAGAUUGACCAGUCAUAAUGUCACUGCCUCCUAGUUUUAAUCUACUUUAUACUGCUGAGUAAUCUCUGUGUUUAUUGCUUUGUUCUGUUUACGCCAUUUCACAUUACUAUGAGUAGAAUGUCUAGGUAAGAAACCUAUGGAUAUGCACCUCAUCGCAUACCUUUGUAUAUGCACACUAGGUUAAAUGUACCCCUUUGGCUCGCUUUAGUUUGAUUUACCGUUUCUCCUGUCUUCCUCCCUGUUUCUUUCAGAAUGUUGUUAAGUUAAUAAA